AUGGAGUUCGAACUAGAAAUAGUGGCCGACCUCGAGACCGCCGCCGACUACGUGCGUGGCGUGCUGUGGUCAAUUCUGUUCCACCGGCUGUUUGGCUGUGUCAGCGCCUCGCAAAGCAGUUUCUACGGCGUGGCCUACCCCCUGGCCAAUAAUCCCGAGCUUGAGGAGCUGGUCGAUGCCAAGGCACAGGCGCUGGCGGACGCCUUUUCGCACGAGGCGUCCCGCUCGACGGCCGACCUCAACGACAACAUGGUGCUGAAAGGCGUCAUGGUUCUCAAGUUCUACGACCGCGAGGUGGAGCACCCCAACAGCAGUGUACCGAGCACACGGCCGCAGUCGCAGUCGUCGUCGGCGUCGGUGUCUCCAAACAUGGCCAAAUACGCGAACUGCUGGGAGAAAUGGGUUCUCAAGAUCAGUAUCCUGAUCAAUAAGAAUCAGAUGCUUGACGUCAACGGGGCCAGCAAACUCGAUCUGCACAAGCAGGAUUUCGAAAACAACCUGUUUGCCAUUUUGGAGCACGUCGACACGAACAAAUCGCACAUACCUCCGAUUGCCAGCGUUGACGUGGCCCCGUUUCCCUUCAAGGUACUGUUUGCUCUAAAUACACACGAGGCGCACACUUUGAACAGGGCGUUCCGCAAUUUCGAGGUCUCCGACACCGAGUCCGACGAGUUCAUUGACUACAGCAUGGAAUCGUUGCCGGAUACGUUUGAACGGAACAAAAACGCAUACACGGGACAGGAGAUGCUCAAGACGGGCUAUAAAUUCAUCAAAAAGCUACUGGAGUAA
Molecule: messenger RNA, 789 nt
Organism: Ogataea angusta
Lineage: Eukaryota; Fungi; Ascomycota; Pichiomycetes; Pichiales; Pichiaceae
Exons: 1
Coding region: 1-789 (262 amino acids)
Biological process (GO): autophagy; autophagosome assembly
Cellular component (GO): phagophore assembly site
Source: RefSeq, a predicted model, not a curated record